AAACACCCGAAUUGAAUUGGGUCCAAUUCCAAUUUCAAAAUUCUGGGCCCGAUUCUGAUAACCAAACGGGGGUUAGACUUCCUCACACUUCUAAAUUUUCGAUCUAACUCAAUAGGUCAAACCUAUCACUCUAUCAGUCCAUCACCAGAACAGUUUUGUAUCCUCUCCUCAUUUCAGCUCCAAUCUCACUCGCGACGGCCGGCGAUUGCGAGCCGCCCUUGCCAAGCUCCUCGGCCGCGGCGGAGAGUAGGCGACGCGCUCCGGUAAGCUUAACUAGACGAUAUGGUUAUCCCUCCACCAGCCAGAUCACCUGCAAUCACCAAGUUCCUAAAGCCCUAUGUUCUGAAGAUGCAUUUCACAAACAAUUUCGUGAAUGCUCAAGUCAUCCACACCCCAUCGGCCACAGUUGCAUGCUCAGCUAGCUCUCAAGAGAAACUCCUCAGGCCAAGCAUGGGGUCGACGCGUGACAUCGCUGCGGCGGCAAAGAUUGGGAAGCUGCUUGGCGAGCGCUUGCUGUUCAAUGGCAUUCCUGCAGUGUCUGUCUCCAUGUCAAGAGACCAGAAGUAUCAUGGCAAGGUGAAGGCUGUGAUAGACUCCCUUAGAGCUGCCGGUGUGAAGUUGCUGUAAUGGAAACUGAUGAUUUUGAAGUGGAUUGCUGAUAAGGAGAAGAAAAUGCGUGUUCUUCAGUUUAUAUUCUGUGCUUCAAACUAAACCACACUUUCUUGAGACUGCCGUGAAGUUGAACUGUGUGGCUUUGCACUGCG
This is a messenger RNA of Phragmites australis (common reed), 764 nucleotides long. RefSeq lists its product as uncharacterized. Gene Ontology annotation, biological process: translation. Gene Ontology annotation, molecular function: 5S rRNA binding; structural constituent of ribosome. The coding region runs from base 283 to 627 and encodes 114 amino acids. Lineage: Eukaryota; Viridiplantae; Streptophyta; Magnoliopsida; Poales; Poaceae. The transcript has 2 exons. The record is from RefSeq and is a predicted model, not a curated record. Gene Ontology annotation, cellular component: ribosome.